Molecule: messenger RNA, 687 nt
Organism: Vigna unguiculata (cowpea)
Lineage: Eukaryota; Viridiplantae; Streptophyta; Magnoliopsida; Fabales; Fabaceae
Source: RefSeq, a predicted model, not a curated record
AUGAUUGAUAAUGAAUCAGAUAAGUCAUCAAACUUGUCAUCUUCAAGCCUUUUGCCAGAGAAACGAAUACUUCAACUUGUACUUGACACUUUACAAAGGAAAGACACCUAUGAAAUAUUUGUUGAACCAGUUGAUCCAAAUGAGGUUGAAGACUAUUAUGCAAUCAUUGAAGAACCUAUGGAUUUUGGCACUAUUAGGGCUAAACUACAUGAGAAGAUGUAUAAAACUUUAGGAGAAUUUGAGCAUGAUGUUUUUCUAAUAUUUGACAAUGCAAUGCGUUUUAAUUCUCUUGGUACCAUAUAUUUUAGGCAGGCUCGUCUUAUAAAUGAGCUAGCUAAGAAAGUUUUUGAUGUAUUAAAGAAGAGUCCUGAGAAGUUUGAAAUGGAAUAUUCUGAAACAAGGCAAAAAAUAAGACGAACUAAUCAAGAAGAUUCUAGGAAUUCAAGAGACUUGAAACCCAAUGAAAUAACCUCAAAAACUACGCCGUGUUCAUCUCGUACAUUAAAUAAAAGAAGUUUUAAGACAACUUAUCUUGAUGCUAAAGAUGUUGAGAUUUCUAUAGGUACUAAAAAGAGUAACAAAAGCAAGUCUUUUGAGAUUGAUAAACGUGACAUGUAUGAACCCUUGUACUUUGUUAAGGAUAAGUCUCUACUUCCAACGAUAAAUGGUGAACUAAAACUUCUUUGA